Macrosiphum euphorbiae (potato aphid) is the source of this 432-nucleotide messenger RNA. NCBI's taxonomy places the organism in Eukaryota, Metazoa, Arthropoda, Insecta, Hemiptera, Aphididae. The record is from the annotation of a GenBank genome assembly.
AUGAGUGAUUCAAGGUACUUAUCAAAAGAAUUUAUAAGUGAUUUUUUAGAGAAAUAUCGUGAUUUUCCAUGUUUAUGGAAAAUCAAAUCAAAAGAGUAUACAAAUAAAAACCUAAAAAACAAAGCCUACGACGAAUUGGUUGAUUUAUGUAAAACCGUUUAUCCGGACGCAAAUAGAGAUUUCGUGGUUAAAAAAAUACAGAGUUUCAGAGGAUCUUUCCGAAAAGAACUUAAAAAAGUGGAAGAUUCCAAAAGAAGUGGAAGGUCUGCUGAUGAAGUGCAUAUUCCGACGUUAUGGUAUUAUCACCUUUUGGAAUUCACCGUCGAUCAAGAACUUCCUACAGGAAGUAUAAGUAACAUAAAUAGCGAAGAUCAGUUACAUAUAUUAGACGAAAAUACAGAUGAGGUAAAACAUUUUAAUCAACUGUUAUAA